This is a messenger RNA of Venturia canescens, 4883 nucleotides long. It is a transcript of the gene tau, whose product is annotated as microtubule-associated protein tau. Gene Ontology annotation, cellular component: neuron projection. The transcript has 8 exons. Bases 1114 to 4083 code for a protein of 989 amino acids. Lineage: Eukaryota; Metazoa; Arthropoda; Insecta; Hymenoptera; Ichneumonidae. Gene Ontology annotation, molecular function: microtubule binding. The record is from RefSeq and is a predicted model, not a curated record. Gene Ontology annotation, biological process: neuron projection development; microtubule cytoskeleton organization.
AUUUCGGCAUUUUGUUUCUUCUUUGCUCUCUCUCUAAAACGAUUUUUAACAUAAAAAACUUGAGUAUUUUAGCCGGGGCUUCCGGUUCAGUCAGCGAUGGAUCCCCGAUUAAUUAAUGCCUUGUAAUUUCAUUCGCCAAAUAAUAAGUUGGAGAAAUUUAUUUACAAUUUUGAAUUAAUAACUCUGACAUUAAUUUAGAGCGAUAAUAUCUUUAAUUAGGAAGUAAAGAUCGACUGAAUUUAGACACCCGUAAAAUACGAUCCUACGAACAUGAUCACCUUAAUGGCAAAAGAAAAAAAAUGUUUUCAUCCCCCAUUUUCUCGUUCAAUUGAGCAAAAGAUUUUUUUUCCCCACAAAAAUUAUUUUUUCCUAGUACGGUAGUUUAGUUUUUUUUAACAAGUUGUUGAUAUCCAUUCACGUUCUAAAUCAGAGCACGGUAACGUAUUUAUUGGAAAUCAAUUCCACCCCGAGCCGACGAAUUUCACGAUCGACCAUCGACGGCUCCAUAAAAAUUGACACGAACCAAAGAAAGUACUUUUUCGGUAGUUACGUCGAAGAAAAAUAUUUUUUUAUUGAGCAUGCUUAACUUAUCUCGAGUAUUUUUAUCGACUUUAAACAAAUUGAAGCAGUCAAGAUAUUUUUCCACCCCUCUGCGGCUCUGGAGCUCCGCUCCAGCGUAACUACCAUUCCCAAAGAAAUGAAUUCCGAAUGUUGUACAAUAAUAAAAAUGAAUAAUUUGGUCGACCGGGAAGUAGACUCGGUAUGCGAAUGUAUCAGAACGAAUUCGUAGCAGCAGCAUCAUCAUCGUAAACACGAAAUCGUGUACGAGAUUAAGGCAGCACUUGGCUCACAAUGCAGUACGCCUCAUCGUAGAAAACACCUUGACAUCAAAUUAAAGUUAUUGCGAAAUAAUUAUUAUCUCCGCGUUUGUAAUAGAGAAUCGAUUGAGACGCAACAGGUUAAUGGACGAUCGGCUAUCCACUUCGAGAUUGCUUGAAGAAUCGUCCGUCAAGAUUGCAAGCAAUAUCGAUAGAAAAAUAAAUAAGCGAGGGGCAAUAAUAAAAAAGAAGUGAGAGUUGCGUAAACGUAAGCUAAAGUGUAAAGAUCCGAGCGAUGGAGUCGCAGCAGACGCCGCGCGCACCCGGGGAUUCCUUCGCAGAACGAGCUCCGCCGACGGUAAAGCAAAAUCCGCCAUCUUUGCCAGCGAAUUUUCAAGCUCGACCUCAGGCUCAUCAUCCAGCGCAGUCGCCGAGAUUCCCGGCGAACGAAGCAUUCGGCAUCCCGCCCAGUGGCCGCCCAGGAAUUCAGCAACCCCGAGCCGGUCUCCGCCCCGAGUCAAGGCCGCCGUUGGGAGCUUCGUCGACGGUCCCGGUGCCCGGACAGUUCCUCCAGAGCAGACCCCCCUUCGGACCUCCGCGUCCGCCUAAUCCUCACGGGAAUCCGAUCCAAGGGCCACCCCGAUCGGCCAACCCGGCCCAAAAUCCUCAGAUCGUCCAAGGUUCAGGGCCCCGCUUUCCCGGCGGUCCGUCAGGCCCACCGGGCGUAAGACCCCUCGGAGGCGCGAGGCCUCCGAUUUUUCCGGCGCAUCAGCAAGCCCGAAACGGGGGCGGCGGUGAAAUUCGACCUCAGAGGACGAUCAACGUCGAUUCUUUCGGCUCGAGCCCGACCUCAGCUUCGCCGUUUUAUCCUCGCUCACAGCCUCUCCCGCAGAAUUCAUCACGAGCGGUUCCCGAAACAGUGCUAACGACCGCCUCGCCACCGAGAGAUGAUUCGACGCUCAUAAGAGACGAAACACGAUCGAAUCUUCCGAAGCUCAGAACUUCCAGUCAAAAGUAUAAUCAGCAACGCGGAACUAUGCAAGUCGCAGAUUCUCGUUCACCGAGCCUCGCUCCCGGCAGCCCCUCAGCCGAGAACGAACGAACCGAUAACUCCGAGGAGAACGAAGCCAUCAAACGAGAUGGCUCCUCCCGAGGCGAGCGCGAUGAAGACGAAGACGACGAUGACGACGUCGUCGUCGACGAGGACGCCAAUUCGACGUUGGUUUCAACUCCGGGAGCCGCCAACGGGGCGCGAACCGACCAGACGAUCCGUACGGACUCUCCGGGUACCCGGUCACUCGCCAAUUCAAACAAAUCGGCGACCCCGACCCCGGAGAAUCCCGAUCGCUCGAGCCCGUCCCCAGCGAAGCUACCGAACGACCAAGAGCGUCCGGGCUCCCGGAAUUCUUACAAAAUAUCUGCCACCCCGAGCCCAACUCCGCCGCUCGAACAUCCCGAUCGCUCGGCCACCCCCGGAAAAACGAACGCGAACGAGGAGCCUUCCGGCCACGAGAUCGACGACACCGGCUCCGGCAAAACUUCCGCCACCCCCCGACCGACGAACCCCUCGCCGCUUCAGGAUCCCCAAGCAUCCGCGGCCAAGGAACGGAACAAUGAAACCGGAAGCGAAUCCGGUCUCUCCAGUCGAUCCGAAUCCCGGCACGGAGAACCGGCUACCAGCGAAAGGGCCGAGGCGCCCUCGAGAUCGCCCGCGUCGAUGUCCCGCACACCGGAAAAUCCGACGAACCUCUCCGUCCCUCUUUCACCCGCUUCCCGACACUCCUCGGCCUCCCCGAGCUCGCCCAAAUCGCCCAAGUCUCCGCUCGGUAGCGUCAAAGGAUUCGACGACGGGCAACCUCGAUCCCUCUCACCGAAGUCACCCGGCAGAUCGAUUACUCCUGCCUCAGCGAACUCGACGCCCGCUUCGCCAGCGAUCAGCGACAAAAGUGCUACAGAGACGGACAGAAAACGAGCUACUUUCGCCAACGAACCAACCGAUCCGAACAACGAACCCGCAGGAAAACCACCGACGCCGGGCUCCGCCUCCGAACGGGCUCGGACACCCAGCAGCGCCGCCGGUACUCCGGACGGGCCAAAAACAUCCUCCGUCAAACGCUCCUCGUCGGGACGUUCGAUAAAAUCAGAUGCCGGCAGCGAAAGUGGAGCCGAGCGAACGAACCAUUCCAGCAUUCCGACGACAAAUGGGGUUGCGCUCUCUCCAACGAAGAAAUUACCGGGGUCAAAGUCCAGGGAGAACAACGAGAAGAGAACGACGGCCGGAUCUCCGAUAAAGUCACCGAGCAAAUCAGUGAAAUCUUUGCCGAGAACUCCAGACGCGGCAGUCGGACCGCCAUCGACAGCCGAAAAAAAGAUUCCUAUGAACAAGGUUCAGGUGGGUGCUGCGCCGUCGCCGAACCUCAAGACGGUAAGAUCGAAGAUAGGCUCACUUGACAACGCGAGCUACAAGCCCGGAGGCGGCAAAGUUAAAAUUGAAAAUCGUAAGCUCGAUUUCAGCAAAGCACAGCCGAAGAUCGCAGCGAAGAAUGACAAGUACAUGCCGAGCGGCGGCGACAAAAAGAUCACUCAGGUUAAACUUCAGUGGAACGCGAAGCCAAAAGUCGGCAGUUUGGAUAAUGCGACGUACAAACCUGGCGGGGGUGAUAAAAAAAUCGAAACGGUUAAACUCGACUUUAAGGACAAAGCAAAGCCGAAAGUCGGAUCGAAAGACAACGCGAAGCACGUUCCCGGCGGUGGAGCGGUUAAGUCCUCGUCAACGCCACCGAAAACUCCACAGGAUCCGGCCCCGAAUAACGACCAGAUGAAGGAGCUCCCGAAAACACCAGCGGAGCGUCCAAAUUUCAUCGAGAUAGAAUCAAGUCCCAGGACGGAACCCAAUCCUCCUCCCUCGACGCCCACUCGCAGACGACGAUCCCCGGCACCGGUUUCCCCACUGACACCGAGAGCUCUGAGGAAAAGCCUGCAAUCCAAAUCUCCGGAAUCUCCAAGCGUCAAAAGAGUCACCAUCUUUGAGGAGUCUCGAGAUGAUGCCAACAACGAGGGGGCCAAAACUCCAAGUCCAAGGAAGUCGUUGUCGGCCGACUCCUCCACUUCCUCUUCCUCUUCUCCGAAAGGUGUUUCGCUGCCAAAGUUGACUCGAUCGCCACCCAGCGAAAUCACUGCUACGGACAAACGAGAAUCUGGCAUGAAAUUACCGAAGCUCGUCGAGACUUCGAGCCUCUCUAACAGAGUUCGCCAGAUGCAGUAAAAAAAAAUACCCAUGAAGGUCACUUACUCUCUCGGUACUCCUUCUCACUUCCAGACUUUCACGCUCGCGUCUUCGUUAGUUAUUCAUGAAAAUCAUUUUUUUACAAUUAUACGGAGAAACAAUUUUUUAGAGUCCAAAUUGGACGAGCGUGCUCGUCCGUUUCUCAGAGAUCCCAAAAGCGCAUGCACAAGUGCCCCGCACAAUCGUAGAUUUCAAUUUGAAUACAAAUCUCAGUAGAUCUCCAAAAAGCAACGUUGAAGUAUAAGAUCGUUUGUAAUACUUUGAAGUGAAUAUUGAGUUACGGCGAUCUACGGACCUGGUCGAUUAAUACAUAAAGCGUAAAAAAUUGCACAUCAGUUUGGAACAUAAAUUUUGAUUAGAAAAACCGAAUUUACCCUCUUACGUCGUUGUAUUGUAUCGAGAUUAAACGGGGAAAAAGGUGAAAGAAUAACAUUAAACAAACCAAAGUCGUCAGCAUUUUCAUUUCAUUGAUAUCCGUCAGAUUUCGACUUUUCGAAGUAUUCGCAAAGUAUACUCGUAUCGAUUGAUCAUUUUCUAUUUCUGUUCAUUUUUUUCUUCUCUUAUCUUUAGCAUCAAAAAAUAUGCGUGUAAAAAAUUAUGAUAGAGUUUGGUAAAUACAGUAACAAAGUGUUGGUUGUGAUUGGUAUAUUUACAACAAUGUUCAGUCCUUGUUUACCGAUGGUAGCGGUGGUGGAACAACUUUAACAUUGUUGAAAUACGGAUGACCCAAAGCUUUUCUGGCAGUAAUUCUCUCGUUGGGAUCGUACGUCAACAAUUUC